Branchiostoma floridae (Florida lancelet) is the source of this 4699-nucleotide messenger RNA. RefSeq names its product proteoglycan 4-like. The record is from RefSeq and is a predicted model, not a curated record. Lineage: Eukaryota; Metazoa; Chordata; Leptocardii; Amphioxiformes; Branchiostomatidae. Bases 578 to 3853 code for a protein of 1091 amino acids. The transcript is spliced from 6 exons.
CGUGCGCGCACUUCUCUGCUGAAAAAAAUCAUUUCCCGUUUUGAAUAGCGCGGGCGUUAACGUCACACAGUCCGGGGAAUCGUUAAUUAGCCUUGCCUGCAUCCUGAGGUAAAAUGACCUCACCGUAGACGCCGAGGCCAAGAAGUUAGGGACAGUCGAAAAGUUGUCCAUCAUCUGAGAACAUCUUGAGGAUUCUCCUGACGCCAUCCUGCAGCACACUUGAUUUCCGCAAGAGGGCGCCCCAUCCCGUUCUACCUCCCUUUUCAACACUGCAGCCCGACCGACAAGAUGGGUUAGACGCAUUGCACAACUCCGCCGGGCCUGGGUGCCUCCAGGGGCACUUUAGGACCAAAGACUCUGCCACAGAGAACUUUUAUCGUUUUGUUUAUUACAGACUUCACCGAUCUUCACCGAUAAUGUUCUUCGUUCUUGCAAGUUUAUGUGGAUUUCAUUGAAGGCAACAACUGGAUUGAUCAAGCCGCCCCCCUCCCACAGUCAGCACAGUGUCGUCAGGUGGUGAAGAAGUCGUGAAAAGUCAUUCGAACUGUUGUUUAGUACUUAAGGAACACAAACCAACAUGUAUAUGAACAACGUGAAGAAGGAAAGUCCUGCCCUGCACCAGCAGAAAUACUCUAUCCGUGGACGUCGCCACGUCCCCACACCUGAAGCCGUCCCACCGUCCUCUCUCCUAGAUGCCCCCCCACUGCCUCCUGUCCUCCUGCCCUCACCACCAAAACAGCCUCUACCUGAGUCAAGGUACCGCCGACCAAAACACCUGGUCACAAACCUGAACAAGAGACAGCCAGCUCCUAAGAGAGGAUUCACGGCAGUAAACAGGUAUGCCAAAGUUCCCACACACCCAGACGAAAAUGCGAUGGUGGUUGAAGAGUAUAGAAAAAGAUUAGCUGACAUCAAGCAAAAACAGAACAUGAUGGGAGAGCGCAGGACAGGCCCAAUGAGACCCUCCAGACAGACAAAGAACCCAGCUCCUGUCUCCAUGAUGGUGGGCUCUCGGGAGAAUGAGAAAAACAUGACAGAGAGGGAGCCCUACAAGAGGAGGAUGGAGUCUAAGAACGGAGACAAGGAGUCUGAGAAGAAAGUGCAAGAGUCCUUGCAAGUUGCAAAAUCAGAGGAGCCCUACAAGAGAGAGAAGAUGUCUAUUAAGAAGAAAGUGCAAGAGUCCUUGCAAGUUGCAAAAACAGAGGAGCCCUACAAGAGAGAGAAGACGUCUAUUCAGAAGAAAGUGCAAGAGUCCUUGCAAGUUGCAAAAACAGAGGAGCCCUACAAGAGAGAGAAGACGUCUAUUAAGAAGAAAGUGCAAGAGUCCUUGCAAGUUGCAAAAACAGAGGAGCCCUACAAGAGAGAGAAGACGUCUAUUAAGAAGAAAGUGCAAGAGUCCUUGCAAGUUGCAAAAACAGAGGAGCCCUACAAGAGAGAGAAGACGUCUAUUCAGAAGAAAGUGCAAGAGUCCUUGCAAGUUGCAAAAACAGAGGAGCCCUACAAGAGAGAGAAGACGUCUAUUAAGAAGAAAGUGCAAGAGUCCUUGCAAGUUGCAAAAACAGAGGAGCCCUACAAGAGAGAGAAGACGUCUAUUAAGAAGAAAGUGCAAGAGUCCUUGCAAGUUGCAAAAACAGAGGAGCCCUACAAGAGAGAGAAGACGUCUAUUCAGAAGAAAGUGCAAGAGUCCUUGCAAGUUGCAAAAACAGAGGAGCCCUACAAGAGAGAGAAGACGUCUAUUAAGAAGAAAGUGCAAGAGUCCUUGCAAGUUGCAAAAACAGAGGAGCCCUACAAGAGAGAGAAGACGUCUAUUCAGAAGAAAGUGCAAGAGUCCUUGCAAGUUGAAAAAACAGAGAAGGAGCCCUACAAUAGAAUGGAGGAGUCUAAGGACAUAGAUAAGGAGUCUAACUCUAAGAAGAAAGUAGAAGAGUUGUCACAAGUUGAAAAAACAAAGGCCAGAAAAGUUCGCAAGGCUAAAUCUGUGCCAACCUCAUGGCAUGAGGAGAGAUGUCAAUCAACACCAUUGGAGUAUGAUAAUUGGAUGGAUCAAAUAGUGGCAGAAAACCAUUCUUCACCACCUGCAGGAGCUCUCACAAGCACAAUGAUCAGGGAAGUAGAAACAAGUCUCAAAGCGAUCAAUGAGAAGAAGAAGAGGAAAACAUCACCCCACGACAUAGCAAAUGUUGGUCAAGGUAAUACAUGUAUGAGUGAAGUAGACACCCCUGACUUGAAGGAGGACAUCCAAGCACAGAGCUGUAACAGGGCAUCAUCACAUCAUCUAUACCUCAACUGGGAGGAUCCCACACCCACGAUGGACAGCUGUACAUGUCCCAACUGCAGGGAGGACCCCACACCCACGAUGGACAGCUGUACAUGUCCCAACUGCAGGGAGGACCCCACACCCACAAUGGACAGCUGUACUUGUCCCAACUGCAGGGAGGACCCCACACCCACGAUGGACAGGUGUACUUGUCCCAACUGCAGGGAGGACCCCACACCCACGAUGGACAGGUGUACUUGUCCCAACUGCAGGGAGGACCCCACACCCACGAUGGACAGCUGUACUUGUCCCAACUGCAGGGAGGACCCCACACCCACGAUGGACAGCUGUACUUGUCCCAACUGCAGGGAGGACCCCACACCCACGAUGGACAGCUGUACUUGUCCCAACUGCAGGGAGGACCCCACACCCACGAUGGACAGCUGUACUUGUCCCAACUGCAGGGAAGACCCCACACCCACGAAGGACAGCUGUACUUGUCCCAACUGCAGGGAGGACCCCACACCCACGAUGGACAGCUGUACUUGUCCCAAUUGCAGGGAGGACCCCACACCCACGAUGGACAGCUGUACUUGUCCCAACUGCAGGGAGGACCCCACACCCACGAUGGACAGCUGUACAUGUCCAAACUGCAGGGAGGACCCCACACCCACGAUGGACAGCUGUACUUGUCCCAACUGCAGCAUGCCCGCACAGUCUGGAUAUUGGAGCAGGGAAUUUCUUAGUAACACACCCACAAUUGAGAGAGGACAAGACAGUGACAUGGAGGAGGAAAGCCAGGCACAGAGCUUGUACAGUACCUCGUCACAGUCUAUAAACCUGAGCAGUUGGGACAGCACAUCCACAAUGGACUUUGAAAAAGUCGUUGGAGUGCGUUUCUUUGACAGUGAGCAGGCAAAAAGACAGGGCUGGUUCCGCACAACUGGACACCUGAGUAGGGAGGACAGCACAACCCUGAUGGAGAAAGACUGGAAGCUCCACAUCAGAAGAGACAUGCUUGUGUAUGAGGAGAUACUCACAGAGACACCUGUCCAGGGGGAAACAACCAACAAGAGGCACCAGCCCAGAAAGGUCUACAUCAAAAGAGAAAUGCUAGAGGAGAUGCUUGAAGAGAUUAAAACUGACACCAGCAGGGAUGACGGUAGUCCUCACAGCAAGACUCCCGUCCAGGGUGAGACAACCAACAACAGACACCAGGACUGGAGAGAUGAGCUUGAGGAGGUUCUUGAGAAGAUGUACACUGCAGACUCCAACUGGGAAACACCUGGCGUCAGCCUCCCUUCCAUAGGAGAUGGCAAAGGUGUUCUGUCAACUGCUGUCCAAACCAACCACUCUGAGGAGGAAAUCGGAACAACCUUACCCCAACUGAAGUUUGGCACCAAACAAGUGGGGAAGACCACAUCAGAGACCGUCGCCUUUAAACAACCGGGCGACAAGUCUAAAGUCCGCAGCACCAAGCGGCGCCAGAAGACUGACCGCAACGCGCUGAAGGACAAGAAGUCCCAAAAACGGCGCCGUGACCUCCCUGACCUCUCGUUACCUGGGAACUAUAGAAGUCAUUGUCAGUUAUUGUAACUAUACUUGUGUGUAUGUUUGUAUGUAUGUAUGUAUGUAUUUAUGUGUCUAUGUACUGUAUUUAUGUAUCUGUGUAUGCAUGAAUGACAAUUUAUUUCCGUGUCUUGCCCUUUUACACGCCCUGGGCCCAUGAUAGCUAAUGAGACACUUUAUUGAUGUCACAUAUAUCAUUCAACAAUAUAUUACAAGGACAGUGGUACAGAUAAACAAAAUCAAUAAGUAUCAAACAAAAAGGUAACAGAACAGACAUCAAAUCCUCGGUACGGAUAAUUACAGUCCAUAAUUCUUGAGCCCAGAUUUUAUAAAACCCCAAAUAUGCUUUAUGUAAAGGAAACAAAUUUUAAAGAUCUUCCAUAUAUAGCGGCUGCCAUAUUUCAGCUUUGUGAAACUGCAUGUUUUGACGUAGACGGCUUGUCGUGUGCUAGCAUGUUAUUAUUACUGUACACAGCACAGUAUAGUGUUUAGUGUUUAGAUACAGACCAUGCUAAAAGACCAGAAUAAUAGAUGAUUUUCUGUACCUUAUUUUACAGUCCCAGAAGGAAUAUUUAAACACAAUAAUGUUGUAAAGUCAUCAUGUUAUAGGUCUCAGUAUGAGUUUCUACUUCUUACUCUACAAGUCCAGAUAUGAUGUUCAGACACAUAUUAUGCUGGAAAGACAAAAUUGUUACAAUUUAUUUCACCUUAUUGUUUAGCACCAGUUAGAAUGUUUAGCACCAAAAUAUGCUAGUGACAGAAUGUUAAAUAAUCAUUGUGAUAGGUCCAUGUUAUUCUGAACACUACAACAGUUCCUACAGGUUUUACACAUAUCCCUACAGAGGUGUAACAGGCAGUGGACUAGUCUUCAGA